Mirounga angustirostris (Northern elephant seal) is the source of this 1788-nucleotide messenger RNA. It is a transcript of the gene POF1B, whose product is annotated as POF1B actin binding protein. Gene Ontology annotation, molecular function: actin filament binding. Gene Ontology annotation, cellular component: adherens junction; bicellular tight junction; actin filament. Bases 1 to 1788 code for a protein of 595 amino acids. Lineage: Eukaryota; Metazoa; Chordata; Mammalia; Carnivora; Phocidae. The transcript is spliced from 15 exons. The record is from RefSeq and is a predicted model, not a curated record. Gene Ontology annotation, biological process: bicellular tight junction assembly; actin filament organization; epithelial cell morphogenesis.
AUGAGCUCAAGCUAUUGGAGUGAGAUGAGCAGCAGCAUCUGUGGAACUCCACAGCCCCCAGAGGUGCUACAGUGCCAGCCCCAGCAUUGCCACUGCUACCAUCAGUCAAGCCAAACCCAGCACCCACCAGAAAAAAAUGUAGUGUACGAGAGAGUGAGAACCUACAGUGGGCCCAUGAACAAGGUGGUUCAGGCCUUGGACCCCAUCACCUCACAGGAAGUGCUCUCUCCUCUCAAAACUGCCUCCUCCUACCAAAAUUUGGUUUGGAGCAACCAUUCUCAGGAACGCCAUUCUCCAACUCUGAAAAUAUCUACUUGCCCCCCAAACAGUGUAUAUAUAACCCCAAAUAUUGAACAGGAACUCCAUUCUCCAACAGUGAAAGUCACUGCAUAUCCACAGACUACUAUUAGGAGAUACAUAGUACAAAAUCCUGAACAGGAACCACUUCCUCCAUUCCUAAGAGGAGGCCAUUUCUUCCCAGGAAACAAUGUUAUUUAUGAAAAAACAAUAAGAAAAGUAGAGAAGCUAAAUAUGGAUCAGGAAUGCUAUCCAGAGGUCCAAUGUCAUCAUCACAUUGUCCAACAGCCCCAGAUCAUCCACUCUCCACACUGUCAACAAUCCCAUUCUAGCCAACAAAUCGAAACCAUCACAGGAAGUGAUUCGAUUUCUACAAACACUGGAAAAGAACUGUGCCAUGGGGGAUCAAGCCAUAUACAUGAUCAGGUGAUAAUUCAAGAUGAUGGCCCUGAAAAGUUGGACCCCAAAUAUUUUGGAGAGUUACUUGCGGAUUUAAGCCGUAAAAAUACAGAUCUAUAUCAUUGCUUAUUAGAACAUUUGCAGAGAAUUGGAGGAAGCAAAGAGGACUUUGAGUCUACAGCUGAGUCAGAAGACAUUGAAUCCUUGAUUCCUAAAGGAUUGUCAGAGUUUACAAAACAGCAAAUUCGCUAUAUUCUGCAGAUGAGGGGUAUGUCUGAUAAAUCACUCCGGCUAGUGCUGUCCACAUUCAGCAACUUACGGGAGGAGCUUGGACAUCUUCAAAAUGACUUGACAUCACUGGAAAAUGACAAGAUAAGCCUUGAGAAAGAUGUGGAAUUCAAAGAAAAUCAAAUAAAAGAGUAUGAAGAACUCUUGGCAUCAGUGAGAGCAAAUAAUCGCCAGCAGCAGCAAGGACUUCAAGACUCAACCUCAAAAUGCCAAGUAUUGGAAGAAAACAAUCUCUCUCUUCGACAUACACUAUCAGACAUGGAAUAUAGACUCAAAGAACUGGAAUACUGCAAGCGUAAUUUAGAACAAGAGAAUAAAAAUCUUAGAAUACAGGUUUCUGAGACUUGCACAGGCCCGAUGCUGCAGAUGAAAAUGGAUGAGAUUGGCAACCAUUACAUGGAGAUGGUAAAAAACUUAAGAAUGGAGAAAGAUAGAGAGAUCUGCAAGCUAAGGACUCAAUUAAAUCAGUACCAAAAAGAUGUUUCAAGAAGAGAAGGAAGUUGCAGUGACUUCCAGUUCAAGCUUCAUGAACUGACAAGCUUGCUGGAAGAGAAGGAUUCCCUUAUAAACCAUCAGUCAGAGGAACUCUCAAAGUUGAGGCAAGAAAUGUAUUCAUCUCAUAACCAACACUCCAGUGGUGGAAGGACUACUAUUACCACUAAAAAGUACAGGACACAGUAUCCAAUCCUAGGCCUCCUUUAUGAUGACUAUGAAUAUAUACCACCAGAUAGUGACACACAGACUAUUAUGAUUGAGAAAACAGAAGACAAAUGGACUUGUGUAAGUUCUCUUGUGUAUUUCUAA